CACGGACGUGGGCGCGGGCAGGUCUGGGGCGGGGUCACGUGGUGCUGGCGGCCUCCAUUUUGAAGCGGCCGGUUCGUGGAGUCGGGAACUGCGGGCUGUGUGUUGAGUUGCUGUCGCCACCGCCGCCGCCGCUGCUGAGGGAGGGUUGGAGAGGAGCCUGAAAGCAUGCCGGCGUACUUCCAGAGGCCGGAGAAUGCCCUCAAACGGGCCAACGAGUUUUUGGAGGUUGGCAAGAAACAGCCUGCUCUUGAUGUGUUGUAUGAUGUCAUUAAGAGCAAAAAGCAUCGAACAUGGCAGAAAAUACACGAGCCUAUUAUGCUCAAAUACCUGGAGCUGUGUGUGGAUCUUCGAAAGAGCCAUCUGGCAAAAGAAGGAUUAUAUCAGUACAAGAAUAUUUGCCAGCAGGUGAACAUCAAAUCCUUAGAAGACGUAGUUCGGACUUAUCUGAAAUUGGCUGAAGAAAAAACGGAAGCUGCUAAAGGGGAAUCUCAACAGAUGGUACUUGAUAUUGAGGACUUGGACAAUAUUCAAACUCCAGAAAGUGUGCUGUUGAGCGCAGUUAGUGGUGAAGAUACCCAAGAUCGUACAGAUCGCCUUUUGCUUACGCCAUGGGUCAAAUUUCUUUGGGAAUCCUACAGACAAUGUUUGGAUCUGUUGCGUAACAAUUCUAAAGUGGAGCGUCUUUAUCAUGACAUUGCUCAACAAGCGUUCAAGUUCUGCCUGCAGUAUACUCGUAAGGCGGAAUUCCGCAAGUUAUGUGACAACUUGCGUAUGCACUUGGGACAGAUCCAACGUCAUCAUAACCAAAGCACAGCAAUCAAUCUCAAUAAUCCUGAAAGCCAAUCCAUGCAUCUAGAGACGCGACUUGUACAACUAGAUAGUGCAAUUAGUAUGGAGCUUUGGCAGGAAGCUUUCAAAGCAGUUGAAGACAUUCAUGGAUUAUUCUCCUUGUCUAAGAAGCCUCCCAAACCCCAGUUGAUGUCAAAUUAUUAUAAUAAAGUUUCCACUGUAUUCUGGAAGUCUGGGAAUGCGCUAUUUCACGCAUCUACUCUUCACCGAUUAUACCAUUUGUCCAGAGAGAUGAGAAAGAAUCUUUCCCCAGAGGAGAUGCAGAGGAUGUCUACCAGAGUACUUUUGGCUACUUUAUCAAUUCCAAUUACCCCUGAAAGAACAGACAUUGCCCGGUUAUUGGACAUGGACGGUAUUAUUGUUGAAAAGCACCGACGACUAGCUACAUUGCUGGGACUUCAGGCCCCUCCAACGCGGCAGAGUUUAAUUAAUGAUAUGGUGCGGUUCAAUGUGAUGCAGUAUGCAGUACCUGACGUGAAGGAAGUCUUUAACUGGUUAGAAGUGGACUUCCACCCACUCAAACUUUGUGGGCGUGUUACUAAGGUUCUCAAUUGGAUUCGAGAUCAGUCAGAAAAAGAACCGGACCUUCUGCAUUAUGUGCCUCACUUGCAGAACAACACUAUCCUUCGACUUCUUCAGCAGGUGGCCCAAAUAUACCAAAGUAUUGAAUUUACUCGAUUGGUUUCCUUGGUUCCAUUUGUUGAUCCUUUUCAAUUGGAACGUGCUAUUGUUGAUGCUGCCCGGCACUGUGAUUUGCAGGUUCGCAUCGAUCAUUCUUCCCGUAAUUUGAGUUUUGGCUCCGACCUUAAUUAUUCUCCACGAGAAGAUUCACCUGUGGGUCCCUACCUGCAGCCAAUGCCCUCUGAACAGAUUAGAAGUCAACUGACUGCAAUGUCUGCUGCAUUAGCCAAAGCUAUUCAAGUUGUUAAACCAGCACACUUGCUUAGUGAAAAGGAAGAACAGCACCAACAGGCUGUCAGUGCUUAUUUGAAGAAUGCCAGGAAGGAACAUCAGCGUAUCCUUGCCCGUCGGCAGACUAUUGAAGAGCGAAAGGAGCGCUUGGAAAGCCUGAAUGUUCAGCGGGAGAAAGAAGAAAUGGAACUGCGAGAGGCAGAGCUUCAGAAAGUCCGCAAAGCUGAAGAGGAACGUUUGCGUCAGGAAGCACAGGAGAGAGAGAAAGAGCGUCUCAUGCAAGAGCAUGAAAACAUCAAGCGGAGGCAUGUGCGGGAACGGCUGGAGCAGAUUAAAAAAACUGAACUGGGCGCUAAGGCAUUUAAAGAUAUUGACAUUGAGGACCUUGAAGAGUUGGAUCCAGAUUUCAUAAUGGCCAAGCAGGUUGAACAGCUGGAGAAAGAAAAGAAGGAACUUCAAGAACGUCUGAAAAAUCAGGAAAAGAAGAUUGAUUUUUACGAACGAGCUAAACGAUUAGAAGAAAUACCUUUGCUAAAACAAUCUUUUGAGGAACAGCGAAUAAAAGAUAUGGAGUUGUGGGAACUUCAAGAGGAAGAAAGGAUUACCAAUAUGAAAGUGGAGCGUGAAAUGGCGUUGGAACACAAAAAUCGAAUGUCGAGAAUGAUGACUGAUCAAGAAUUGUUCCUUGAAAGGCUUAUGGCUUCAAGGCGCACAGUGUAUGAGGAAAAACUGAAGAAUUUCCAAGACAAGCUCGAUGAAGAACGGCACAUGCGUUUGGAUGAACGCAAACGAGAACGUAAAGAGGAAAGACGCAAGGUUUACUAUAUAGAAAAAGAGGAGGAAGCUGUGAGACAAGAGGAGGAAAAGAUUACGAAAGAACGGGAAGAGAAGGAGCGCACUGAGCGUGAGAAACGGGAAGCUGAAGAGCGCGAAUACCAGGAAAAGCUACGAAAAUUGGAAGAAAUUGAAAAGAAACGACGCCAGAGAGAGUUGGAAAUUGAAGAACGAGAACGUCGUAAAGAAGAAGAAAGGAAAGUUAAUGACGAUCAAAUGCGCAGAAAGGAUACGAAUCGCUGGAGUGACCGAGAUAAUGAACGAGAUGGAUGGAGGGAUUCCCGUGUUAUAGAAAGAGACAGUGAAUGGAGACGUGGUGGAACUGAUGCAGAGUGGCGCAGAGGAGAAGGCCGGGGCUUUGAUGAAGAGCGGCCUGCAGUCAGGCGAGGGGAGGAUCGGGUCCGACGAGAUGAUGAUAGGGAUCCACUGUUCAAGAGAGGAGAUGAUGAUCGGAGUAAUCUGUUUAGAAGAGGUGAUGACGACAGGGGAUCUUGGAGAGAUGAUGACAGACCACCUCGCCGUGAUGAUGACAGGGGCCCUCGGCGAGCAGAUGAUUCAAGACCUGGCCCAUGGAGACCAAUUGAGAAACCUGCUACAGGUGGUGGAUGGAGAGAGAGAGAAAAAGCACGUGAAGAAAGUUGGGCCCCACCCAGAGAAAUUAGGUCUUCAGAAGAUAACCAGGAUAGAGAGCGUGACCAUGAUCGGGAUCAAGAUCGACGAACUGCAGUUAGAGACAAGGAUGAAGCCCCAUGGAGACGGGGUGGUACCGAAGAGAGUAGUGCCUGGAGAGAAGCGUCUCAGCUACCGGAUGGUGACCGAGAUCGUAGAGACCUCCGUGAUCGCCGAGAAGUAAGGGAUCGUAAGAUUGAGCCAGAACGGCGUGCUCCACCUGUUAAGACUGAUCGAGAAGACGGUGUGUGGCGACGUGCUGGUGAACAAAAAGCUGAAAGCCAGAAUGAGAAAGAGGUAAUGGAUACACCUGUGAAAGGUCCACCAGCAAUGGACAGUGACCAAGAAAGCUCAGCCUGGCAAAAUGACAAGGAUAAAGAGGCACCUCGUAUCAAAACUGAAAUUGAUGAUGAUGGCUGGACUACUGUGCGUCGCUAAAAGUACAUUCAUGCCCUAUUUACCAAGACCCACAUGCUGAAUCUGAAUUAUAGUAACUUUAUGGCAAACUCUUAAUCUUUUUGAAGCUAACAAAAUUGACAUUUGUUAAACUGUACGCAUGUACCUAUUUUAGUACAACAAACUUGAUACAAGCCGAUCAUGCAACUAAAAUAAUAGAAGCCUGCAAAGUUAACCACCUGUUGCAUGUCAAAGCAUUUCCUUUACUACGUCAGCCUGUUAGUAGGCAAUAAUGAGUGUAAGGGAAUACAAUUAGCAUCUAGUGCAGCUGUAACAUGAAAGGAAAAUGCCUUCCCUCUACUAUCAGCCUGUCACUUGGCAACACUGAUGGUAAAUGAACACCAUUAGCAUCCAGUGCAGCUGUAAUGCAAAAGGAAAAUACACACCAAACCUGUAUCUCCAAAUUUUAUCAACUGAUUUGGAUAAAAUAGCCUUGCUGUAUGAUGUAGAUGUGAUUAAGGCUUUUAAUAAUACAACUAUUUGGUACCUGUGUUGCCAGUAUGUUUGUUGUCAUCAUACUGUGGAUUGUGUGAACAUAUUUUUAAAUUGGCACAAACCUUGCAGUUUGGAGAAUUUUUGGUCAGGUUUGCUUUUUUUUUUUUCAUUUGGAUGAUUAAAUUGAAUCGGAUUUAGUUUUUCUUCCCAUCUUUCGAAUAAAGGUUUUCCUCAUCAGA
Molecule: messenger RNA, 4394 nt
Organism: Amblyraja radiata (thorny skate)
Lineage: Eukaryota; Metazoa; Chordata; Chondrichthyes; Rajiformes; Rajidae
Gene: eif3s10
Product: eukaryotic translation initiation factor 3, subunit 10 (theta)
Exons: 22
Coding region: 166-3702 (1178 amino acids)
Biological process (GO): translation reinitiation; formation of cytoplasmic translation initiation complex
Cellular component (GO): eukaryotic translation initiation factor 3 complex, eIF3m; eukaryotic translation initiation factor 3 complex, eIF3e; multi-eIF complex
Molecular function (GO): translation initiation factor activity; mRNA binding
Source: RefSeq, a predicted model, not a curated record